Messenger RNA from Plasmodium gonderi, 831 nucleotides. Its product is annotated as Plasmodium exported protein, unknown function. Bases 1 to 831 code for a protein of 276 amino acids. The record is from RefSeq and is a predicted model, not a curated record. Lineage: Eukaryota; Apicomplexa; Aconoidasida; Haemosporida; Plasmodiidae. The transcript is spliced from 2 exons.
AUGUUGCUACUUUAUGCAAAAUUUUUUUUACUAACCCUUUUUGUUUGGGCAUGGCACCGUUCCAUCAAAAUCUCAUUCGAUGAGGCCCCUAAAAAUAUAUUGAAUAAUAAGCUGUGCCUCAUAAAUGGAAGAUUAUUAUCCGAAUUCGAUUUUUCAGAUGAAGAAAGAUUCCACUUUGACAACUCAGUGACAAGAACAACCAACGAAGAAACGGAUAACAUACCUUCCGAUUUUGAUGAAGAAGAUAAUGGGUACUUAUCUACAUAUUUAAAAGAAAAAAUACGUAAGGAAAAGAGAAAAAGUGAAAGUGAUUUUGAAGAUUUAACAGGAUCUAGUGAUAGUCUUAACUCUUUAUGUUCUAAGAAGAAAAUAUUAAAAGAGAUUAUUCAUCAUCUUAAUAAAUCUGAUAAAUUUAACUAUGAUGAGUUGAAAGAAUACAUAAAUCAGCACGUGGAUGGUGAACAAGGAGAAAAAUUAAAAUUAUUAGUGGAUGAAUUGAAAAAGUAUAAAGCAAAAUACUUUUAUAUGAAAUACUGCUUUGAGCGUAACAUACUAAAAUUGAAGGAAAAAAUGAAGAGGAAUACUAUGCUCACGUUUUUACUUGUCACAUCCAUUGCGAGCUUAUUAUUACUCUUAUGGUUUAUCAUACCAAUGGCUAUAGCCCCAGCAGCUUACCUAACAAUGGGCCCUGGAACUGCUUUAACCACUGUAACCUUUGAAGCUGCUGGAGCUGCUUGUGCUGCUACACCGGGUGCCUUUUUGUAUACCAUGCAAAUGAUAGGUGGGGCUCCAGUAGCAAUUAUAUAUACUUUAGGUGCACCAAUCCUGUAG